Dama dama (fallow deer) is the source of this 2000-nucleotide messenger RNA. RefSeq names its product serine/arginine repetitive matrix 4 (gene SRRM4). The transcript is spliced from 14 exons. Gene Ontology annotation, cellular component: nucleus. Gene Ontology annotation, biological process: mRNA processing; regulation of RNA splicing; neuron maturation. The coding region runs from base 1 to 1812 and encodes 603 amino acids. The record is from RefSeq and is a predicted model, not a curated record. Gene Ontology annotation, molecular function: mRNA binding. Lineage: Eukaryota; Metazoa; Chordata; Mammalia; Artiodactyla; Cervidae.
AUGGCGAGCGUUCAGCAAGGAGAGAAGCAGCUUUUUGAGAAGUUCUGGCGAGGAACCUUUAAAGCUGUGGCCACCCCGCGUCCAGAGAGCAUCAUUGUCGCCAGUAUCACGGCCCGCAAGCCGCUGCCAAGGACAGAACCCCAGAGCAGCCCCAUGGUCCCAGCUCAGGAUGGACCCUCGGAAAAGCUGAGCCAGCAUUUGGCCUCCAAGGUCUUGGGCACCAACAGCUGGGACAGAGGCAAAGCCUGCCGGGAGCCCAGUCCCGCCACAGCACGCAGUGCCUCCCGCAGCGAAGACUUGACGCCGCUACCUUCCUCCAGGGGGAAGAAAAAAAAGAAGAAAGCUACCCGGAAGAAGAGAAGGAGGUCCCCAUCUUAUAGCCCAUCACCUGUCAAGAAGAAGAAGAAGAAAAGUUCCAAGAAACAUAAGCGACACAGGUCAUUCUCCAAGAAGAGAAGGCACAGCUCCUCCAGCCCAAAAAGCAAAAGAAAGGAAGAGAAGAGGCACAAAAAACAAUCGCGAAGCCGGCCCCGAAAAUCUCGCCGCCACCGCCAUCACCACUGCCCCUCACGGUCCCAGAGCUCAGAGUCCCGCUCCUCAAGCUGCGACAGCAGGCACCGUGGCCGGUCCCCCGAGGGAGGGCGGAAGUCCCGUCGAAGGCACUCUCGUCGCUGCUCCAAGACCCUCUGCAAGGCCAGCCCAGAGGCCCGGUCCAGCCCCCAACCCAGCCAGCCCCUCCAGAUGCUCAGCUUCCUGUCAGCCAGGGGUGUAAUCACUGGGUCGGGGUCUGCUGCUGACCUCUUUACCAAAACAGCCAGCCCGCUCACCACCUCCCGAGGACGCUCCCAGGAGUAUGACUCAGGCAAUGACACCUCCUCGCCACCCUCCAUGCAAAUCAGUUCAACCAGGUCUCGGGGUCAAGAGAAGGGGAGCCCCAGUGGGGGCCUAAGCAAGAGCCGGGACCCCAACAGUGGAAACAGCUCUGAUUCAGGGAACUCCUUCACCACUUCCUCACCCCAGAACAAGGGGGCCACUUUGGAGAACCUCUCCCCCACCAGCAGGGGCAGAGAGUCAAGAGGAUUUCAGUCACCAUGUCUGGAAUGCACCGAGGUGAAGAAGUCCAAUUUGGUCCCAUCCACAGCCCGGAGCUCCCCCAUGAAAGGGUGCUCCCGAAGCUCCUCCUACGCCAGCACACGCUCCUCCAGCCACUCCUCCCAAUCCCCAAACCCCAGAGCCUCCCCCAGGUACACCAGGAGCCGAUCCACCUCCUCUGGGAAAAGGUCCUCCUCGCGCUCUCCCAGCUAUUCCUCCAAGUCUGGCAAGAGAAGCCCGCCUAGCAGAAGCUCUAGGUCGCGCCGCAGCCCAAGCUACUCCCGCUACAGUCCCAGCAGGGAGCGGAACCCCAAGUACAGCGAGAAGGAUUCGCAGCAACGCGAGCGCGAGCGAGCUCGGCGGAGACGUCGGUCCUACUCGCCCAUGAGGAAGCGCCGGAGAGACUCCCCGAGCCACUUGGAGGCGCGGAGGAUAACGAGUGCCCGGAAACGCCCCAUCCCCUACUACCGGCCCAGCCCCUCUUCGUCCAGCGGCCUCAGCAGCACCUCCUCCUGGUACAGCAGCAGCAGCAGCCGCUCAGCCAGUCGAAGCUACUCCCGGAGCCGCAGCCGCAGCCGCAGCCGGAGCAGGACCCUCACUAGCAGCAGCUGCAGCUCCCGCAGCCCCAGCCUGGGCUCCCGGAGCCGGAGCCGCAGCCGGAGUCGGAGUCGGAGUGGGAGCUACAGCUCAGCAGACAGCUACUCCAGCACGAGGCGCUAAGCCAGGGCCCUCCCGGACCCUGCGACCUCUGCGAAAGGACACAAUGGACAGUCAGGACAGCUUGGCCUGCAACCGCACUUCCCAAGUUUGCCUCGGCCCCAGUAGCUGGCAACAACUUAAUUCCACGGGACCAUCUGCUGAACAUUCCCCAGUGCCGUGGCCAGCUGCCAGUCCCAGCGCCAGCCAGU